AUGGGGAAGCGCAAGGCUGAUACCUCCGGCGAGGCCGACAACGCCAACGAGAUGUUCGACAUCGCCAUCGACGAUGCCCAGCCCAACAACCGGAAACGUGCCUUUGGCAGCGACGGCGCCACCAACGCCAAACGUCAGAAGAAGAACGAGAAGUACGGCUUCGGCGGGAAGAAGCGCCACUCCAAGAGCGGUGAUGCCGUCUCGAGUGGUGAUAUGCGCGAUUUCUCCGUCCGGAAGAUGAAGGGCGGUUCGAGGGGAGGUGGUGGUGGUGGUGGCGGCGGCGGCGCCAAGAGACCUGGUAAGAGCAGGAGAGCUGCUGCCAAGGGUCGUGCUUGA
Messenger RNA from Aspergillus fijiensis CBS 313.89, 336 nucleotides. RefSeq lists its product as uncharacterized. Lineage: Eukaryota; Fungi; Ascomycota; Eurotiomycetes; Eurotiales; Aspergillaceae. The coding region runs from base 1 to 336 and encodes 111 amino acids. Gene Ontology annotation, cellular component: nucleolus; preribosome, large subunit precursor; nuclear periphery. Gene Ontology annotation, biological process: ribosomal large subunit biogenesis; rRNA processing. The record is from RefSeq and is a predicted model, not a curated record. The transcript is spliced from 2 exons.